Cylicocyclus nassatus is the source of this 270-nucleotide messenger RNA. Lineage: Eukaryota; Metazoa; Nematoda; Chromadorea; Rhabditida; Strongylidae. The record is from the annotation of a GenBank genome assembly.
AUGUGUUAUUUUGUCGAGCAAGGUACGGGUGGCAGCUACCCCAAUAACAAGGAAAAAGGAUAUGUUUUCCAUGCUACCUAUUAUAAAGGCAACUUAGGCACCAAUCACUUCGACAGUGCAGUAAAUCUCGCUAAAUAUAUCACUACUGGACCGGACGGUUUGCGCCGUUUUGUUAAGGACGGUUCAAACGAUUAUCUCAGAACAUGCCAGCAAACUCUUUUGAUUGGUGGACUCAUGGGUACGCUAGCACCGACAAAUGCAUAUGAAUGA